AUGAGCGGGGCAAAGGACGAGGUUGCGAACAAGAUACGUGAGGGGACUCAAAGGCGUUUUGAGGAGAUUCAGCGGCUCCGACAGCUGCGGCAGGAACGGCGUGAGGAACUGAAGGAGAAGGCGGCAAAUGCAGCCCCUGUCAGCCCCGCCAGUUUUAUUCCCUUUAUACUCAUUUCUCUUGUGUUCCUGAGUUUUCCCUUGUCGGAGCCAAAAGUUGACUGGCUGCUGGUCAGCCUAUUUGUUGUGUUGAAUGGGCUGUGGACAAUUUUGUUUCGCUCCAGGUCUUGGCUCAACUUGGCCACGAUGAUUCUCUCUAACAUCGCCUUGGUGCGGUGGUCUCCCAUUAUCCCCAAUUUGCCGCAACUGAUCCGUGGGGUCUCCCUCAAAUAUGUCGUCGCCUACGUGGCGGGAAACAUUCUUCUUGUCAUUAUUAUAUACUUUGCCUAUGUCGAGCGGCGCGCGCCGUGGUGUGCGUCAGGGCAGCAGCGCGGGAGGAAAUCCGUACGAAACGACAAGGGGAACGGAGAAAAGAGUGAGACGCUGGAGGAGUUUGCCAGGCGUCGGGAUCGAAUGAAUCGGCUUGACUUGGCAGCCUCAGGGGUGAUUGUGGGAAAUUUGCUCCUACUGGUCCUCCUGGGCGUGGUGCCACUGGAGAUAUUCAUGCAUUCCUUUCGUCAGCUGAUCUCGUUUCUUCGCUAG
Molecule: messenger RNA, 699 nt
Organism: Trypanosoma conorhini
Lineage: Eukaryota; Euglenozoa; Kinetoplastea; Trypanosomatida; Trypanosomatidae
Exons: 1
Coding region: 1-699 (232 amino acids)
Source: RefSeq, a predicted model, not a curated record